UUGACACGAGCUCUGUGGAUAUUGCUUACAGAUCUACGGAUGAUCUACGCGUAAACUUACCCUACCUUACCUUGAGGGGUUGGUGAUCUUUCAGCGCUUACACAAUCGACAACUUUUGAAAGCAACAUGUAAACAAGUACAGAUCAUUUCACGCACUUUCUAAUGUUCAUAAUAAGAAGACAUACAGAGAAUCGCUGCUGACCGAUGCAGGAGCAACAGCGACUGCGUGUUCAAGUUUGGCUUUGUGAAUCGGUUUGCUUUCCUGGAUGCUGGCUUUAUUUACAUGGACCAAGGCACACUCGCUGAAACUCUGGCAUCUUACACGAGGAUUUAAAUGAGCUGAGGAUGGCGGAUGUUAGGAUGUAUAAUGUUGUUAUUUUGGGAAUAGGAUUUUUGCUCAUUUUUACAGCCUUCACCACCUGCGGUAAUAUCGAACAAACAGUGGUGAAAAGCUUGAAUAGCACUAACUUCACUGGGAGUGGGUAUCACAGCCUUGGAAUAAUAUAUGGAGUUUUUUCAUUCUGCAAUGUGUUAGCUCCUACUGUCGUUGCAAUAAUUGGACCACAGUUUACCAUGUUCUUGAGUGGAGUUCUUUAUAGUGGUUAUAUAGCUGUAUUCAUCAUUCCAUCCACAUGGUCCUUUUAUUUGACAUCCGUGAUAAUCGGCAUUGGAGCAGCCCUGCUUUGGACAGCUCAAGGGCACUUUCUAGUGGAGAACUCUGAUGCUUCCACCAUCAACAGGAACACAGGAUUGUUUUGGGCUUUACUGCAGUGCAGUAUGUUGUUUGGAAAUCUGUACGUUUAUUUUGAUUGGAAAGGAAAAACUGAAAUUUCAGAUAGAGACAGAAAGAUUAUGUUUAUUGCUCUGCUGGUUAUCUCAGCACUCGGGACACUGAGUUUUCUUGCAUUGAGGAAGGUCUGUCAGCAGGAAGAGGUUCUCUCUGAAGAGGAGGGCCAGUCUCUUUUAUCGACGAGAUUGAAAUAUAAACAGAGAGCAACAUCUGCUGUGACGGAAGCUAAAACAGAGUUUAAGACGAUUUUGGAAAUCUUCAAA
Sinocyclocheilus grahami is the source of this 1053-nucleotide messenger RNA. Its product is annotated as UNC93-like protein MFSD11. Lineage: Eukaryota; Metazoa; Chordata; Actinopteri; Cypriniformes; Cyprinidae. The record is from RefSeq and is a predicted model, not a curated record. The annotation marks the transcript as partial. The transcript is spliced from 10 exons.